UUUUCUAUAAAUACGGGAAGGCCGAAAAGAGGCUCAUACGCACACAUCACAUCAUCAACUUUCUCUCCUCCUCCUCCUCCUCCUCCUCCUCCUCCUCCUCCUCAUCAACAGCCCAUCCACAGACAGGGAGCCGCGCCUCCUGUGCACAACCAAGUUAUAUAAAAAAAAGGCGCCUCGUUCUUCCUCAAAACUCCAUUCACAAGUGUCCUAACCUUUUUAGAUUGCUCACGGAAAGAAUCUUGUUCUUGUUUUCUCAUAAUUUUUUCCUGGCUGUAACCGCAUUGAAGCCAAGGGGAUAGGAGAAAAUUUGGUAAAGUUUCGGUGCGGAGAAGGUUGGAUUUCGGUUUUUGAAGAUCUUUGUCGAUCAGUGGAUUUCCGUACUAUAUUUUGGGGUUCUGAGAAGGAGCGAUGCCAAUGUACGAGUCUAUUAAGGGAUAUUGCAAGGAGGAAGAUGAAUGGCGGAGGAAGGGCGCGGGUAGAGGUAGUGAUGAGGAGAGUAAGUGUCUGAUGAAUGACAAGGAUCGUAAAUGUGCCGCCGAUGAUUUCGAAUCGGCUCUCCAGAUCUCUCAAUCGCCUCGCCUUCCGAUUGCGAAACGUGAUUCUCCUCUUUCUCUACAACAACAACAACAACAGCAGCAACAAACGCAACGGCUUGUUUCUCUCGACGUUUUUCGCGGACUCACCGUCGCGCUAAUGAUAGUUGUGGAUGAUAUUGGAGGAAUCCUACCUGCCAUCAAUCAUUCACCAUGGAAUGGUUUAACCAUUGCAGAUUUUGUCAUGCCAUUUUUCCUCUUCAUUGUUGGUGUUUCGCUGGCAUUUGCAUACAAGAAAGUGUCAUGCAGAUCAACUGCAACGAGAAAAGCUAUACUUCGGGCAUUGAAGCUCCUACUGUUAGGCCUUUUUCUUCAAGGAGGUUUCUUCCAUGGUAUCAAGAAUUUAACUUAUGGAGUCGACAUUGAAAAAAUGAGAUGGUUGGGUGUACUUCAGAGAAUUGCAGUAGCAUAUUUAGUAGCUGCUUUGUGUGAGAUUUGGCUGAAGUGGGAUGAUCGUGUUGGUUCAGAUCUAUCUUUGAUGAGAAAAUAUCAAUAUCAUUGGGUUGUAGCUUUUGUGCUUACAACUACAUAUCUAUCCUUGUUGUAUGGCUUGUAUGUUCCUGACUGGGAAUACCAGAUUCCAGUUGAAGCUCCUUCAUCAGCACCACCACAGAUAUUUUCAGUAAAAUGUGGAGUGUGCAGUGACACUGGACCAGCUUGCAAUGCUGUAGGAAUGAUUGAUCGUAAAGUACUGGGCAUUCACCAUUUAUAUGCAAGGCCAAUAUAUGCAAGAACCAAGGAAUGCAGUAUUAACUCGCCUGAUUCUGGCCCUUUACCUCCGGACGCCCCUUCAUGGUGUCAAGCACCCUUUGAUCCAGAAGGACUUCUGAGUUCAGUGAUGGCCAUUGUUACCUGCUUGAUUGGUUUGCAUUAUGGGCAUACCAUUGUCCAUUUCAAGGUGAUAAAAUUACCAUGUGUCAAAGUUUAUUUUCUUUUUUCUUCUCAUUUGAAUUUUGGUCCCCAGUUCCAGUCUAUUCUGGUGACGCUUGAUUCAUGGUGCCUGUUGCAGGAUCACAGGGACAGAAUUUUUCAGUGGAUGAUCCUAUCAUCCUGUCUCUUAGUCUUCGGCCUUGGCUUGGACAUUUUUGGAAUGCGUCUAAACAAGGCUCUCUAUUCAUUCAGUUAUAUGUGUGUCACUGCUGGUGCUGCUGGCAUUCUCUUUGCUGCAAUUUAUGUUCUGGUUGAUGUGUUCGGAUAUAGGCGCGUAAGUUUCGCAUUGGAGUGGAUGGGCGUGCAUGCAUUAAUGAUUUAUAUAUUUGCAGCAUGCAAUAUCUUACCUCUCAUAGUGCAUGGAUUCUAUUGGAGGCAGCCCCAGAAUAAUAUUCUUAGCUUAGUUGGAAUCGGAAGGAGAUGAAGGGAUUGCAUUACAAGAUCCUUAUCCAAACAGACUACCGACAGCCUUUAAAACUUUGUUUAGUUGUAGUCAAUCUUAUUAUUAGAGAGCUGAGGUCUUCUUUGUAAUCGGUGGAAAAAUACCUUUGCGCUCUCCCUCUCUCUUUUUAGUGUUGGAGCUUCUAUAUUUACCAGAUGCACAGAGAAACUGGAUCUGGAAAAUUAUGGCUGUUACUUGUACAGGUAGUUAUAACACGAGAAGUGUAUUAUUGAGUUAUCUAUUCAUAAUAACACAUGCUUAAUAUUUUAUCA
This is a messenger RNA of Carica papaya (papaya), 2237 nucleotides long. RefSeq names its product heparan-alpha-glucosaminide N-acetyltransferase-like protein (DUF1624). The record is from RefSeq and is a predicted model, not a curated record. Lineage: Eukaryota; Viridiplantae; Streptophyta; Magnoliopsida; Brassicales; Caricaceae.